AUGCAAAGAGUACCUGUAAAUGGUUGCGAGUUAGAGAACAGUAUGGACACUGUUUCUGACACAGGCAAAGGAAUAAAGAAAAGGAAAAGGGGAAUCAUUUACUUAUCUACAAUUCCUCCUUACAUGAAUGUUGCAAAAAUUAGGGAAAUUUUCAGUCAGUUUGGUGAAAUAGGCAGGAUUUACUUACAAUCAAGCGCAAAGCCUGGUGAAAAACGAAAACGAGUCCCUAAUCAAUUUACUGAAGGUUGGGUAGAGUUUAAGAAGAAAAAAGUUGCAAAAACUGUUGCGGCCAAUUUGAAUAACACACAAAUAGGGACAAGAAAGAAAUCCAGAUACUAUGACAUGAUUUGGAAUAUAAAAUACAUUCCUAGGUUCAAAUGGGUACACUUAAGUGAAAGACUAUCAUAUGAGAAAGCUGCCUUGAAGCAAAGAUUACGAGCGGAAAUAUCCCAGGCGAAGAGAGAGGCUCAAUAUCUACAAAGCAAUGUGGAAAAAAGCAAGAGAAUCAAAAAGAGAAAAGCUAUUGACACCGGAGAGGAAUAA
Molecule: messenger RNA, 543 nt
Organism: Leptosia nina
Lineage: Eukaryota; Metazoa; Arthropoda; Insecta; Lepidoptera; Pieridae
Source: the annotation of a GenBank genome assembly